AUGCCUUCCGCUCUGCCUCACCGCUCCUCCAUUACCCUUCCCCUGCCGGUCUCCUUGUCCAUGCUCAGGCACAAGAUGACGUCCUACAAUGAGGGAAUGGAGGGAGCUUUGCUUCAGGAGGACAAUUCCAGUCCUUACUACCUUCAUCUAAGCGAUAGUCCUAGGAUUGCAGCUAGUUUCUCACAAGUUCUCAUCGGCUCAAAUUAUCUCAACUGGAGUAGAUCGGUCGACACCGCCUUGUUGGCUAAAAACAAGCUGCUAUUUGUCAAUGGUGGCUUGCUUCGGCCAGAUGAAGAUCAUCUACUCUUUCCGCAGUGGAUUCGCUGCAACAGUAUGGUCGUUUCAUGGCUCAGGAAUUCGGUUUUGCCGCAUAUUUGUUCAAGCGUGAUGUAUUUGGGGAACGCCAAUGAAAUCUGGACAGAUUUGCACGAUUGCUUCUCUCAAUCUGAUUCAGCACGUUCCUAUCAGCUUCGACAACAAAUAAUGAAUCUCAAUCAAGUGCACGGAGGUGGCAGGCUUCUCAAGAGGAAGCUUACACGAUGCAAUUCCUCAUCAGUCUCAAUCCUUCAUUCUCUCAAAUCAGAUCUAACAUCCUCUCUACCGUCUCUGUCUAAGACUUUCUCCCUGGUUGUACAAGAGGAGAGGCAGAGAAGUUUGGAUCACAAUUUUGGAUCUACACCUCACUCUGCAAGCGAGCAGUUGUUCGCCGUUAAUGCUGCUUCCUCAUCUUAUGGCCGAGGGAGGUUGUGUACUCAUUGUGGUAAAAAUAAUCACACUGUUGAUAGUUGUUUUGUUUUGCAUGGUUUUCCACCAAGUUUUGGACGUGGCAGGGGGAAGCCUAUGUCUAAGGAUUCCAUACAACCGAAAUCAGUCAAUUUAGUGGAUGAUAACCUGCUGAUUAUGGUGAUAAGACCUCCUCAAAUGUGGCUGGAAAUUCCUCCAUUACAGCAGGCUCUCUGA
This is a messenger RNA of Salvia hispanica, 960 nucleotides long. The record is from RefSeq and is a predicted model, not a curated record. Lineage: Eukaryota; Viridiplantae; Streptophyta; Magnoliopsida; Lamiales; Lamiaceae.